Ambispora gerdemannii is the source of this 832-nucleotide messenger RNA. The record is from the annotation of a GenBank genome assembly. NCBI's taxonomy places the organism in Eukaryota, Fungi, Glomeromycota, Glomeromycetes, Archaeosporales, Ambisporaceae.
AUGACGAGAAGUUCACGUCAAAAGCGCAGCGUAAAGCGACGUGUUAGUAAAGAAUCUAUCAUGUCAAGUGGUUCGUACGCAGAAUCACAAACAACCUCAGAAUAUACAGCAGAUUCAAUGGAUAAACGUGUUGAUAGUAUCCAGCAACAUUACAAUUUCAUCCAACAUAUAUGGCAAAGUUGUUUUUCUGCACCUGUGGAAGAAGCACUUAUGCGGGGAUCAUUUGUGCUAGAUAUUGGAUGUGGCACUGGAAAUUGGCUAAAAGAAAUGGCAAAUGAAUACAAAUGCAGUGAAUUCGUAGGCGUUGAUAUUCUACGUCACCUCACUGCCGAAGUAAAUCAACUCACAAACAUUACUUUUGUACAAUCAAAUGUCUUAGAAUUAUUGCCAUUUGAGGAAAAUCACUUUGAUUACGUUCGAAUAAGUAACAUGAUUCUGUGUUUUCCAGAAAACGAGUGGGGAAAUUUAUUGAAUGAAGUUGCGAGAAUUUUAAAACCGGGAGGAUAUGUUGAAAUAGAAGAACCAGAUUUGGAAAUUUCUAAUCGAGGACCAAUUUUAGAUCAUAUGGUCUCAUGUUGCUUAGAAAUAUACACACAACACGGUAUAAACAGUAAACUUCACACCAGACUAGAACUCUACCUCGCCUCUACAAACCAAUUCACAGAUGUCGAAUGGGACCACAAAAUAUUCUCAUUUUCAUCGUUUAAUGAUAUCCCUGGGUUAUCUUUAGGUGAAGUAUCAUACUAUUUUGUCGGUGAUAUUGCACCCCGAAUUGCUGAAUAUAUGGGUGUCACGGAAAAAGAGCUGAUAUUUAUGUUUGACCAGAUACAGG